AGGGAGAGAGAGCGAGAGAACUAGAGAUACUUACUGGAGGCCGGCAGCGCGUUAACAGCAGGGAGCCCAACAGCACGACGGCGUUAAACAGUCUUUAUUAAGAUGAAAUAGUUUCGUUUAGUUAAGCAAAUCGAAUUUUUGUAAAUUGAUGUUGACACUUAAGUUAGCCGCAUUUUAUAAGAAAAUAUCAAAGGAAUUAAAUAUAUGAAGAAUACAAAUAAAAAGCGCAUUCCAUGUUUUUUAAAGCCAUGGCGACAUUUGGGAUAUUGUACGCUGAUGUCGCCCGACAUCCUGAGUGCGAAUCUCAUGUUAUUUAAUUUACACAAAACAUGUUUUUGAGCAAGAAUCACAGUGGCAUAAUAAGGCAUGCAACCUCGGCUUCCUGACUCUGACAUAUUGAUCUGGAUAACGACUCAUGGGAUGUAGCAUAUGGAGAAUUCGGCACAACUUCGGACAUUUGAAGGCGCAAUCUAAAGUGUCUUUUUUCUUUACCAUGAUCAUUAUUUUUACUUAUUUAUUUUAUUGUCUCACUGGAAUCUGCGACCCACUACCGAGGCUAGUAAACGAGCAUCAAACUUUAACCAGCGCAAACAAGUACAAUGCGCUGGGAAGCUUUCGCGACAGACUGGACUUUCCUACAUCUUCGCCUCAGCACCAGUCCAGCGCGCAAAGUCACCAGAACCAAACUUCUGCAGAACUUCCCGAGGAGAAGAAGCGGACCGUACCGUACGAGGGAGGGAAGGCGCUACCACCCAUGCCCCACGCUGUCAAGGCACGGGAAGACGUCGUCGACGGCAUAUCUGUGUUCAAUAACUUCGGCACCAAAAAGUUUCCACAAGCGAUUAUCAUUGGCGUGAAGAAAGGGGGAACAAGAGCGCUGCUUGAGUUUCUUCGCAUUCAUCCUGAUGUUAGAGCUGUCGGCACGGAGCCGCACUUUUUUGACAGGUUUUACGAGAGAGGACUGGAGUGGUACAGAAACCUUAUGCCCCGGACCCUCGAUGGACAGAUCACUAUGGAGAAGACGCCCAGUUACUUUGUGACCAAAGAAGCUCCCGGCCGGGUUUUCACCAUGAGCCGCAGCACCAAACUGAUCGUGGUCGUGCGCGACCCUGUCACGAGGGCGGUGUCUGACUACACUCAGACCCUUUCCAAAAACCCGGGGCUGCCCACUUUCCAGGAUCUUGCCUUCAAGAACUUCAGCAGAGGGCUGAUCGACACCUCCUGGAGCGCCGUCCGCAUCGGAAUAUACGCCAAGCACUUGGAGAACUGGCUCCAGUACUUCCCGCUCUCCAGUCUCUUGUUUGUCAGCGGCGAGCGCCUGGUGACAGAUCCGGCCGGGGAGAUCGGCCGCGUGCAGGACUUCCUGGACUUGAAGCGUGUCAUCAGUGACAAACACUUCUACUUCAACCAGACCAAGGGCUUCCCCUGUCUGAAGAAACCAGAGGGCAGCAGCCACCCCCGUUGUCUGGGAAAGUCCAAGGGGCGACCCCAUCCGCACAUUCCCGGGGAGGUGCUGCUGAGGCUCAGGGACUUCUACAGACCUUUCAACCUCAAGUUCUACCAAAUGACCGGCCAGGACUUUGGCUGGGGCUGAUAUCACAGACCUGCCACGAAUAAACAGAACUGCAAGGCCUGAAAUUUGUAAAGAGAGAGAAAUGCUGCAUAAACAGAAACUGAAAUGUGGUGCUUCAUUGUAAACAGCUGAAUGCCAGUAGUCCCAAUGUUAUUUUCAAAUCACAUCCAUUAACGUAUGUAUGUGUGCUUUUUUUUUUUAUCAUUAAAGUUGUGCAGGAUGUUAUCCACAUUGUGACUCUUGUAGCAGUUCAUAAAGAAACAGUCAAUGAAAAUAUGACAGGGAGUCGAGUCACAUGUUUACCUGGAGUCUGCACUGUGAUCUGAGUGUUUCAGAAAUCACCCCAUCGCAAUGUGGGAAAAAAAUUUGUGACACAAAUCAAUUCAUUAUAUGCUAAAGUUCGCCUUUCGUUUGUGUACAAAGUUAUCAAUAUCUUUUAAAAUGGGGGCUUCCUUGGCCAUAAUUUGAUUAGAUCUUUUUUUGAGAUCCUUAAUUUAAUAGUAUCACAUCAUAAUAAGAACUGGCAACAGAUGCUGUGUCAAAAGAAUACUGUCAGCAUUAAGGGAUUUCAGGCAAGUAGCAUUUAAAUAUUAUUUACCACGGAAGCAGUGAAGCCAAUAAAUUCAGAAUCUGGAUAUCAGACACUGACAUCACAUCAUGUAAGGUCCCUUCUGGACUGAAAACCUGUUCAGCUUGUCUCACUGUUUGUGAAAUCAAGUUGGGCGCAAAGAGGUACCUUAUGUCUGUGCUUAUGCUCGUCUGUGCAUUUUAUUCAUGUUUAUUAUCUGACCACAUCAAUAUACAUCUAUGGUGCAAAGAUGGUACAAAAGCUGGAGCUCAAUGCAAAUCUGUACUCCGUCAAGCCUUUUCAAGUUAUCCAUUGUAGUGGAACUGGAAUUGAUGUUAUUAAAUGUGAUCAUGUUUUAUAACGCUAUGUCUGUGUAGAUUCUCAGUCGUCAAGGACAUGAUAAUCUCAAGGGAUUGAAUCGAAGGCAACUGGAAUUCUACACAUUUUUUUCAAUUUCUUGAAGAUGUUUCACCUCUCAUCCAAAAGGCUUCUCCAGUUCUAAAAGUCUAAUUGGGAGUUAUAGGUAUUUAUCCUCUUUAGAGAUGAAAUGCCUUCAAGAAAUUGAAAAAGAGGUAGAGUUGCCUUCGGUUCAAGCCCUUAAGAUUAUUAUAAUGCUCAGCCAUAUGUGAAGAAGGAACAAGAAGGUGUAGAGGAAUCAUUCAGUCUGGCUGGUUAAAAUUAACAAAAAAAAAAACAUACAGUUAUUAAACAGUGUGUACUAUUAAAGAAACUGCUAUUGUUCUGGUCUCUGUUCUGAACAAAGCAUACUAAUUACCAGGUGCUGACAUGUCACUAAUGCCAGUCAUCCAAAUACCCCCUUGGCACGGCGUCAGCUGAGCAAGCCAACAUGUGGAAUCUCAAAUGACAUGAGCCAAGUAGAAAAUAAUAAGGCCAACUAAUCGUUUUUUUCCAAAGAUGGCCUCCCAACAAAACCAAGCCUAAUCGGAAGUGAUGUCACUCCGCUCGUGUCCUGCUGAUGACGUGGGACAGAGAUGUGAUGCACAAAUCUGUUGGGUCUCAGUUCUUAAUUGACUGAAAUCCUCAUUUGGAUGAAGCCUGACACAUUUAUAGGUAAAAACUGGGGGCUUGAUGGGUGGUGGUACAUCAGUCAGUCAUUUACUUAUUGAUAAAGGUAUACACGUGCGCACUUGUGAAUCAUUGCCCACCCCAGCUUAAAAGGUAUUGGCCAUGUAGAAUAUACCUUAAUGCUGCAACAGUUACUCUUUUCCUCGUACCUACCGUCAAUGUUGGAUGUAAACUUUCUGACAGAACUAUUCUCUCCAUUAAUGCUUAAAUAUUUUUGAGUUGUGGAGUGUCACACAAAUUCUGCCAUCUUAAUUAAUCGGCUCUGUCUGGCCUUAGCAUGUCGUGACGCGUUUUUAAAAGCAGAUGCGAAACAAACUGGCAGGCACCGCGUUUGGCCUGGUGGUACCGUCACGCCAUAAAUACAGCUAGAGUCAGUCAUAAUGACCUCUCUUCAUCUUUAGCUGACCAUCUAUAUAUCGAAUGGCAGCAUUGGAAAAGACCGUUGCCUGGAUAAAUGUAAACUUUCACUGGAUAAUUUUAUUUUUGAUAACUAUUUUUGAUUCAAGAAUGCAUUUGCAAUGUUUCAUUUCCAUGUUGUAAAGAUUUUUGUUAUUCCUUUAAGUCUCUGUCCCUUUUCUCUCUCAUGCUUUAGAUUUAGCCUCUGAGAUUAAUGCUGGACUCAGACUGCAGUUUGCCUUAUGCCUGUGCGAUAAUGUAAGACUGUAAAAAGAAGAGUUUUUCGCUUAUCUUUGCUGUAAAUCAUCCACUAUAAUUUAUACUGUAAUAGUUUAAAAUCAUACUGAACAAUAUAUAGCAGAAAAGUUGUUUUAAUCAUUAUUUUGUCUUAUCUAGGACUAAUAUUGUUUAUAAUCUUUCAUGUACAAUAUUAUAUUAAUUUAUAUAUUAAUUGAUUGGAAGAUGGUUGAUGACAUAUGCAUAUAAAUGGUAAUGUUCCCUUUAUUGGGAUAUUACAUCAUUCUUUUGUAUGUACUUUAAAUCUGCUCAAAGUCUGAGUAAAGCUAAUAUUACUAAGAAAACCAACAAACGAGCAUGAGUGUCCUGAUUUAAAAGAAGCGAAGAUUCCCUUACAGAUCUAUAUACUUUAACAGGGACAAUUAUUAUUAUGAAAUGUGUCUUGAUUGAUUAAUUAAUAAAGCUUUGACUGUUCUAUAUUACGUAUAGAGGAUGCAC
Brienomyrus brachyistius is the source of this 4358-nucleotide messenger RNA. RefSeq names its product heparan sulfate glucosamine 3-O-sulfotransferase 6-like. Gene Ontology annotation, molecular function: [heparan sulfate]-glucosamine 3-sulfotransferase activity. Bases 416 to 1594 code for a protein of 392 amino acids. The record is from RefSeq and is a predicted model, not a curated record. The transcript is spliced from 2 exons. NCBI's taxonomy places the organism in Eukaryota, Metazoa, Chordata, Actinopteri, Osteoglossiformes, Mormyridae.